This is a messenger RNA of Pieris brassicae (large cabbage white), 723 nucleotides long. It is a transcript of the gene ATPsyndelta, whose product is annotated as ATP synthase subunit delta, mitochondrial. The transcript has 6 exons. The record is from RefSeq and is a predicted model, not a curated record. The coding region runs from base 137 to 628 and encodes 163 amino acids. Gene Ontology annotation, biological process: proton motive force-driven ATP synthesis. Lineage: Eukaryota; Metazoa; Arthropoda; Insecta; Lepidoptera; Pieridae. Gene Ontology annotation, molecular function: proton-transporting ATP synthase activity, rotational mechanism.
UCAAAUGCCAAUUGUCAUUCGUAUUUAACUGAGUUUUAUUGCUGGAAUUUGGUGGAGAGGAUUGAAAUUGUCCAAUUAGUAUUUUAUUAAAGCCUAAUAAAUUCUUUAUAUUGUAGUAUUGAACUCUUCCUAAAAAAUGGCUUCAGCUUUGCGUUCUUCUUUAAGAAGUGUGUUCCGGAAGGUACAAAUUCGGACCUAUGCUGAAGCACCAGCAAUUAAAGAGGGUGAAAUGGCACUCACAUUUGCUGCUGGCAACAAAGUCUUCUACGACAAGCAAGCUGUAAAACAAGUAGAUGUACCAUCAUUUAGUGGUGCUUUUGGUAUCCUCCCUAAGCAUGUGCCCACUCUUGCGGUUCUCAGGCCCGGUGUUGUGACAGUGCUAGAAAACGAUGGAAAACAGAACAAAAUCUUUGUGUCAUCAGGGACAAUUACUGUUAACGACGACUCAUCUGUUCAGGUGCUCGCUGAGGAAGCCCACCCAUUAGAAAACCUUGACAGAGCAGCAGCACAAGAGGCACUUAGCAAGGCGCAAUCAGAAUUCAACUCUGCUGCCAAUGAGAAGGCCAAAGCAGAGGCAGCGAUCGCAGUGGAAGUCGCCGAAGAAAUUGUUAAAGCUGCGUCUGCGUAAAUGGCUUAGAAUAAUUCUGUGAACUAUUUAAUGUAACAAAUCAUCAUUGUGAAUGUAAGGGUGAAUCGAUACGAAAUAAAAGUCGAUUUAGUUGA